CGCCCCGCAUCGCGGCGGUGCCGGCGGCGGGAGGAGCGGCGGCGGCGGCGGCGGCAUCGGGAGCCAUGGGGCACCCGCCGCUGGAGUUCAGCGACUGCUACCUGGACAGCCCCGACUUCCGAGAGCGGCUCAAGUGCUACGAGCAGGAGCUGGAGAGAACCAACAAGUUCAUCAAGGAGGUGAUCAAGGACGGGAACGCGCUCAUCGCCGCCAUUCGGGGUUACUCAUCAGCAGUACAGAAAUUCUCCCAGACACUGCAGUCCUUUCAGUUCGACUUUAUCGGUGACACGCUGACAGAUGAUGAGAUUAAUAUUGCCGAGUCCUUUAAGGAGUUUGCAGAGCUGCUGCAGGAGGUAGAGCUGGAGAGGUCCAUGAUGGUACAGAAUGCUAGUGAUUUGCUGAUCAAACCUUUGGAAAACUUUCGGAAGGAGCAAAUAGGGUUCACUAAGGAAAGAAAGAAGAAGUUUGAGAAGGAUGGUGAGAAGUUCUACUCUAUGCUGGAUCGCCAUUUGCACUUGUCCUCCAAAAAAAAGGAAUCCCAUUUACAGGAGGCUGACCUUCAGGUUGACAAAGAGAGACACAAUUUCUUUGAGUCUUCCCUUGAGUAUGUGUACCAGAUCCAGGAAGUACAAGAAAGCAAGAAAUUCAGUAUUGUUGAACCGGUACUGGCUUUUCUCCACAGCCUCUUUACUUACAACAACCUGACAGUUGAGCUCACGCAGGAUUUCCUCCCUUACAAACAGCAGCUUCAGCUCAGCCUCCAGAAUACGAGGAAUCAUUUUUCCAGCACGCGGGAGGAGCUGGAAGACCUGAAGAAGAGGAUGAAGGAAGCCCCCCUAACCUGCAAGCUCCCUGGGCAGCCGACCAUCGAGGGCUAUCUCUACACUCAGGAGAAAUGGGCACUGGGCAUCUCCUGGGUGAAGUAUUAUUGCCAGUAUGAAAAAGAGGCAAAAACCUUACGGAUGACACCCAUGGACCAGAAGCCUGGAGCUAAGCAAGGCACCUUAGACCUGACACUAAAAUCCUGUGUAAGGAGAAAGACGGACUCCAUAGACAAAAGGUUUUGUUUUGACAUUGAAACCAAUGAAAGGUCCGGGACCAUCACGCUGCAGGCGCUGUCGGAAGCGAACCGGAGGCUGUGGAUGGAGGCGAUGGACGGGAAGGAGCCGAUCUACCACAGUCCCAUCACGAAGCAGGAAGAAAUGGAGCUGAACGAGGUCGGCUUCAAGUUCGUUCGGAAAUGCAUCAACGCCGUGGAAACGAAAGGGAUUACCACCGAGGGCAUCUACCGGACUGUUGGCAGCAAUAUUCAGGUGCAGAAGUUGCUGAACGCCUUUUUCGAUCCCAAAUGUCCGGGGGAUGUGGAUCUCCAGAGUGGUGACUGGGACAUCAAGACAAUUACCAGCUCACUGAAGUUUUAUCUCAGGAACCUGUCUGAGCCCGUCAUGACGUACAAGCUCCACAAAGAGUUGGUCCUGGCUGCCAAAUCUGAGAACCUGGAUUACAGGCUGGGAGCCAUUCAUGCACUGGUCUAUAAACUACCUGACAAGAACAGAGAGAUGUUAGAGCUCCUCAUACAGCACCUCGUCAAUAUAUGUGAGCACAGCCGAGAGAACCUGAUGUCCCCCUCCAACAUGGGGGUGAUAUUUGGACCUACUCUGAUGCGGGCUCAGGAGGACACCGUGGCAGCAAUGAUGAACAUCAAGUUCCAAAACAUUGUCGUUGAGAUCCUCAUCGAGCACUUUGGGAAGAUCUACUCUGGCCCCCCAGAAGACACGACAGCCCCCCCAGUGCCUCCUCCCAGAGUCACUGCCCGGCGGCACAAACCCAUCACCAUUUCCAAACGCCCUCUGAGGGAAAGACCUGUCUUCUUUGGUGCUUCUGUGGAAGAAAGUGGAGCAGAGUGGCAGGUCCAGACCCCCAAUGGCUCGGAGGUCCCGCGGCCGCUGCAGCGCAGUCGCCCACCCGCACCCCGUCCUGGGGGGGAUGAUCCGGGGCGUCCCCCGGCCGAGGCCCGGCCCGACCCGCGUCCCGAGGCCGAGGUGGGGAAGCUGGUAGCCAGGCUGCAGGAUGGAGGAGCCAAGCUGGCCGGCAAGGCUGCCAACGGGGUGGUGGGCAGCCCUGCCCUGAGGACCGCCACGCUGCAGGCCAGGAGACCGGCACCCCGGCCGGGGGUCUACGGCAGAGAGGGUGACUGUGAGGGGGUCCCCAAGCCGCGGUCCCAUGGCGAGAAGCCGGUGAUAACGCGUCCCCCCGUCAGACCUCCAGACCCCCCCUGCAGGACUCCUGUCCCCCCAAGGCUGGAGCAGAGGCCAGAUCUGAUAGCAGGGACAGCAGAAGAGAUGCCUUCCUCUGUGGUGGCCUCUAGGACCAAGUUCUUUGAGACUGCUUCCCGAAGAACGAGCAAUUCUUCACCACAAGGCAGGAUCCCAGGUGAUGAGAGCUGAGGCUAAAGACUUUGUAACCACCUCAUCUCAGCUGGACCCAGGAGAUUUUCUGUGCUUGUGAAAUGGAUGUCACAGCUAAGACUUUUCCAGUUCCAGUGCCCCGGGAGAGCAGCUGAAUUAUGGAAUGAUAAUUUCAGAGCAGCUGUCAUGAGUGGCUCGAGAAAUUAGAAGAGUCGGAGGUAACGAUGGAGAGAAGAGCCUCCCCAGAUGUUUGUGCUGAACUGUUUCCAGCCCUCCAGCCACUCCUCUCUGUGCAGGCUGUGCAGGAUGCUUGUGGGUGCCCUGACCGGUGGCUGGGUGAGCUCUGAUGGGCUGUGGAAGGGACAGUGGAGAAUAGGAGUGGCCAUUUACCUGCUCGCUUUUUGGGAAAUGCACCUUGGCAAGGAUGACCUUGGACAGACAUUGGAACACAAGGGACUGACUCUCUGUGCUUGGGUGCAAGGGUAGAGUGACCGGAAUUUGGGUUGGACCCCUUCCAUGAGAAGCUCCUUCCUUUAUGUUACGUUUUCCUCGCUCAGUAAGCUGUAGUGUGUCUGUCAGUGUGCAGGAACCACUUCCAAUGUUACUGGAACCUCUUGUGCUGAGGCAGGACAGGAUCUGGGGGGCCCAUUGUGCUGAGCUUUGUGGGACAUCUCCUCAUCUCCUCUCUGUGGAGCAGCUCUCUGGGCAGCACUGGUUGGGUGGCUGGGAGAAGGAGGUGGCAGGUGCUCCUCUUCCUUCUCUUCUUCCUCCUUCUCCUCAUCUCACUUGAACCUUUCUCCCAUCAGACCUGCUUCCCAUGGGCCCACUAAAAAGUCUUGGUCCGGGGGUUAUUCUGAUGAGCCAGCACAGAGGUGGCAAGGAACUGAAACUCACUGAAUAUGGGUCAGAUCCCACCAUUUUUCCAAGAGGCACCCAGUUUCUUGUUUUCUUCUUACAUUAAUUUCCAUUCCAAGAGGUGUCCAGUAUCUUUUCCUCAGCAGUGACUUUUUAGAUGGUCCCCUGGGGUGUGGAAAGACUUCUGCUUGCCAGGACCACCCUCGUUAACAGCAGAGGCUUGUUUGUGGUCCCAGCUGUCCCCAGCUGCUGUUCCUGAGCUGUAGUGUUUACCUGUAAACAGGCAGUCAGCAGCAUCCCUGCUUCCUCUCACCAGCCCAAAGGCAGCUUCCCUGUUUUGAAUGAUUUUCCUUGGGUGCUGGGAGCAUUCCCAAACCAGCAGCCAAAUGCCCUGUUAGCUGCUGCUGGGUGCUCCAUCCUCUGGCACAGGUUUGCUGGCGGGAUGCUGCUGCCAUCCUUCCCGAGCUGCAUCCCAUGUGUCUGCAUCCCACACCUGGCUGCUCCAGGGCUGAAUGUAAUCCCAGGACACACACGUGUCAUGUCAGUGGUGCUCCUGCUGCUCCCUGCUCCUGCUCCUGCUUCCAACAGUUGCACAGGAAAGUGGCUUUAAAAGCAAACACACAAGGGUGUGAUAUGCACGGCUGGGCAGUGCUGCACACACCCUGUGCACAGCCACAGUCAGCUCUUCUGCUGUACCAGGGUCUAGCAGGGUGAGUCAGCCUGCCCUCUGGGGACUGGUGACUGUGUCACCUCCUUGGGUGGCUGUCCCAGAGGUGUCAGGUGGCUCCUUCCCAAAACGCUGCCCCGGAGCAUCCCACCCCACUGAACCCCCCCGUGCCCAUCCCAUUGGUGCUUCCCCUGGCUGCUGGGCUCUGUGGUAGUGUGGUUUGCAGUCUGAUGUUA
Molecule: messenger RNA, 4166 nt
Organism: Calypte anna (Anna's hummingbird)
Lineage: Eukaryota; Metazoa; Chordata; Aves; Apodiformes; Trochilidae
Gene: OPHN1
Product: oligophrenin 1
Exons: 24
Coding region: 66-2447 (793 amino acids)
Biological process (GO): signal transduction
Cellular component (GO): cytoplasm
Molecular function (GO): protein binding; GTPase activator activity
Source: RefSeq, a predicted model, not a curated record